Molecule: messenger RNA, 2024 nt
Organism: Calypte anna (Anna's hummingbird)
Lineage: Eukaryota; Metazoa; Chordata; Aves; Apodiformes; Trochilidae
Gene: CLDN1
Product: claudin 1
Exons: 4
Coding region: 108-743 (211 amino acids)
Biological process (GO): bicellular tight junction assembly; cell adhesion
Cellular component (GO): bicellular tight junction; plasma membrane
Molecular function (GO): structural molecule activity
Source: RefSeq, a predicted model, not a curated record
GGUGCGCGCAGCGGGCAGCGGUAACUCCAUUCCCCUCGCAGCGACCCUCCGCCGGCGCGGAGCAACCCCUCCCCUUCCCGGGUUCCCCCACCCGGCUCCGCGCAGAUAUGGCCAGCGGGGGACUGCAGCUCCUGGGCUUCGUGCUGGCCUUUUUAGGCUGGAUCGGUAUCAUCAUCAGCACCGCCAUGCCCCAGUGGAAAAUGGCAUCCUACGCGGGGGACAACAUCGUUACUGCCCAGGCACUCUACGAGGGGCUAUGGAUGUCGUGCGCCAUGCAGAGCACGGGGCAGAUCCAGUGCAAGGUGUACGACUCGCUGCUCAAGCUGGAAGGUCAUCUGCAGGCCACCCGGGCUUUGAUGGUGGCUGCCAUACUCCUGGGCCUUGUUGGCAUUUUUGUUGCUGUGACUGGUAUGAAAUGUAUGAAGUGUAUGGAAGAUGACCAAGUGAAGAAGAUGCGGAUGGCUGUCUUUGGUGGGGUGAUCUUCAUCAUUGCAGGUCUGGCAGCACUGGUGGCCACAUCAUGGUACGGCAACAGAGUGGCUCAGGCCUUUUACAACCCUUACACCCCUGUCAACACCAGAUUUGAGUUUGGAUCAGCUCUCUUCAUUGGCUGGGCAGCUUCUUCUCUGGCCAUACUGGGGGGAUCCUUCCUCUGCUGCUCCUGUCCACGGAGAGAAACUUCAUAUCCACCCAGCCGAGGCUAUCCAAAAAAUGCCCCCUCCACAGGGAAGGAUUAUGUAUAAUGAAAUAAAGAAGAGGAGCCACCAGCACUGGUAGUGAAAGAGUUUUGGAGAGGACAAUACAAUGCCGCUGUCCUGAGCAGAGUUCAGACUCUAGGUUCUGCCUUCCUCUUCUCCCCAAAAUGUGUAUAUUUUUGUAAUCCUCUUUGCUACUGGACAUAACUUCUCCUUUUCUCUCCCAGCCCAUGGAGGAAGGCUAGCCUAGCUUCAUAGGUAUUGCCACUGGAAAGAUGAAACCUCCAAGCUUGGGUUAAGUUUAGUAUUUGGGAGUAAAAGGGAAAAUGAUACUGUUGUGUUUUGUUUUUUUUUUUAGAUGGAUGUUGGUGCUUUUUUAGUUUUUUUUAUUUUAAAAAAAUAGAUGGUAACAACUCAGUCCCAUAUCCCAUUAAGUUAGAGCCCAGUGUGAGGUGUGUAGAAAUUAAAAGAAACAUGCUAUAUACAAAGUGAUGAAACCAAUAGUUUAAGGGGAAACAGAAUUUUAGGGAAAGACUUUACAUAUAGGAAUGUUUGAAGGAAUCUAAAAUGCUCUUGUACUUGCUGUGUCAUCUUCAGCACCCCCCUUUCUGUGCAGAUCUGCAUGACAAAGGGUCAGGCACAAAUUGCAGUGACUUAGAUUAAAAAUCUGUAACUAUCCAUGCAUAGGCUGUUGGCCAACAGAGGUGGCUUGGCUUAACUCGAUGUCAUCACUUUUUUUUUUAACAAGGUCUUGUAGGUUGAUUGUAUCUGAGCCAAAGGCUGCAAAAUUGUGACUACAGAAGUUAGCAGGCUCACAACACAGCUGCAGGUUCCCCUGGUGCCAGGGAAGAGAUGAAGUGAUUGCUUUCUGUCUUCACUGGGUGUCUGGUGAGGCUUUUGCUGCUGUUCCUUAGAGUGCUGCCAGUGAUUGCUUCUCCAUGUUGCCACCCUGGUACCUAACUAAGCUUGAAGCUUUAUCUCCCCUUGUAUUCCAGGCCACCUUUUAGCAAACUCUUCUAUUUCCUUGAGUCUUUCUCAUUUUGGGCUUAGUUACUGAUCUUGAUUUGCAGCUACCUGUGUUUUAACCAAACUAAAUGCACUGCUGCUCCCUGAUGUUUCCCCAAGGAUACCUCACAUGUGACCAUUUGAUCUUUUUUUUUCCCCUGUAAACACUUUCAAUGAUAUGAAGGCAAAUCCCAAGGAAACUGACAUAAAGGUUAUGGCAUUUUCUUCUAAUCCAAGUUUACCAAAGAGGAGGAAACAAAUAUUUUAAAGAUAAAGCCAUCCUUGCAUAUAAGGUAAUCUUUAAAAAAAAAAGAAAAAAAAAAU